This is a messenger RNA of Drosophila willistoni, 1095 nucleotides long. RefSeq names its product mitochondrial import inner membrane translocase subunit Tim21. Gene Ontology annotation, cellular component: TIM23 mitochondrial import inner membrane translocase complex. The coding region runs from base 64 to 810 and encodes 248 amino acids. The transcript has 3 exons. Gene Ontology annotation, biological process: protein import into mitochondrial matrix. Lineage: Eukaryota; Metazoa; Arthropoda; Insecta; Diptera; Drosophilidae. The record is from RefSeq and is a predicted model, not a curated record.
UCGAACAGCUGUUUGUUGUCAUUGUAUUUUAGCUGCAUUUUUGUUUUCGACUUUCAGAUCAAAAUGUCGCAUUUAUUGCGAAGAUUUGUACUCCAACGGCAUAGACUAUUGCCCCUGCAAUCCACAGUGACCGCUUAUGGUCUGAAUAUUUUAGCUGCCAAGUUCUCAAGUAACUCGCUUGUUUGUCAAAAACUUAAAGAUGCCGGUGGCGAAGGGGCCUUGCAGCCUUCAAGUGGUGGCUCAGGAGAUGUUUCCACUGAUGUUCGACCAAUUGGCGAAAAGAUCAAAGAGAACACAAAGACAGCCAGCUAUACGGCAAUUAUAUUGGCCGGUCUCGGCGUGACGGGGAUUAUGUUCUAUGCCAUAUUUCGCGAGUUGUUCUCUGGCGAAAGUCCGUGCAAUGUAUAUGCCAAAGCCCUGAAACGUGUUGUCGAUGACCCGCGGGUGCAAGACGCCAUUGGAGCACCCAUCACUGGCUUUGGGGAAACAUCACGUCGCGGACGACGUCAACAUGUGGCCAAUACCACCUAUGAGCGUAAUGGUGUUCCCCACAUGCGUAUGCAGUUCUAUGUGCAAGGUUUGCGCAAUAAGGCAACAGUUCAGUUGGAAUCAAGAAGGAAUUCUUCGGGCAAGAGAGAAUAUCGCUAUUUGUUUGUGCAAUUGGAUCAUUAUCCUCGUACCACUAUCGUAUUGGAAGAUAAUCGCGCUUUAGACCCAGUACCGGAUUCAGGAUCAUUAUCAUCACCUUCUAACUCUACAGCGUCUCCCUUUGGCAGCUUGGCCCUGAUGUCAAAUAGUAACGAGAAGUAGAAUAAGUCUUUUUUCAUCCAAUCCCCUCAAAUUGUCUUUAUAUGUUUUUGCUCUUUUCUUAUUUAUUUUGACUGAUAAUGGAAGCCUUAAGCCUUAGGCCCACUAAACCAAAAAAAAAGUUAUUAAAUUUUGAAGCCAUAAAGUAAGAAAAUUGCUUUUUCUUCCAGUUAAGUUGAUAUUUUCUCUUCCAACUGAUUAUUGUUAUUAGAUUUUGUAGAUUACAAAAAUCCAAAGUCAUGAGAUGGUUUUAACAGAAUUGUAAUAAAAGUGAAAAUUUUAAAAACA